Peromyscus eremicus (cactus mouse) is the source of this 978-nucleotide messenger RNA. RefSeq names its product forkhead box B1 (gene Foxb1). Gene Ontology annotation, biological process: regulation of transcription by RNA polymerase II; cell differentiation; anatomical structure morphogenesis. Gene Ontology annotation, molecular function: DNA-binding transcription factor activity, RNA polymerase II-specific; RNA polymerase II cis-regulatory region sequence-specific DNA binding. Bases 1 to 978 code for a protein of 325 amino acids. NCBI's taxonomy places the organism in Eukaryota, Metazoa, Chordata, Mammalia, Rodentia, Cricetidae. The transcript has a single exon. The record is from RefSeq and is a predicted model, not a curated record.
AUGCCUCGGCCGGGCCGCAACACGUACAGCGACCAGAAGCCCCCCUACUCCUACAUCUCGCUGACCGCCAUGGCCAUCCAGAGCUCUCCGGAGAAGAUGCUGCCGCUCAGCGAGAUCUACAAGUUCAUCAUGGACCGCUUCCCCUACUACCGGGAGAACACGCAGCGCUGGCAGAACAGCCUGCGCCACAACCUCUCCUUCAACGACUGCUUCAUCAAGAUCCCGCGGCGGCCGGACCAGCCGGGGAAGGGCAGCUUCUGGGCUCUGCACCCCAGCUGCGGGGACAUGUUCGAGAACGGCAGCUUCCUGCGGCGCCGCAAGCGCUUCAAGGUGCUCAAGUCUGACCACCUGGCUCCUAGCAAGCCAGCGGACGCCGCGCAGUACCUCCAGCAGCAGGCUAAGCUGCGCCUCAGCGCGCUGGCCGCCUCUGGCACGCAUCUGCCGCAGAUGCCGGCCGCUGCCUACAACCUGGGCGGUGUGGCGCAGCCCUCCGGCUUCAAGCAUCCCUUCGCCAUCGAGAACAUCAUCGCGAGGGAGUACAAGAUGCCUGGGGGACUGGCCUUCUCGGCCAUGCAGCCAGUUCCCGCUGCCUACCCGCUCCCUAACCAGUUGACUACCAUGGGCAGCUCUCUGGGCACAGGCUGGCCACACGUGUACGGUUCCGCGGGUAUGAUCGACUCGGCCACCCCCAUCUCCAUGGCGAGUGGCGACUACAGCGCCUAUGGAGUGCCGCUGAAGCCCCUGUGCCACGCCGCGGGCCAGACGCUGCCCGCCAUCCCGGUGCCCAUCAAGCCCACGCCGGCCGCAGUGCCCGCGCUGCCCGCGCUGCCCGCGCCCAUCCCCACCCUGCUCUCGAACUCGCCGCCUUCGCUCAGCCCCACUUCCUCGCAGACAGCCACCAGCCAAAGCAGCCCUGCUACCCCUAGCGAGACACUCACCAGCCCGGCCUCCGCCUUGCACUCAGUGGCGGUGCACUGA